Trichoderma harzianum CBS 226.95 is the source of this 1963-nucleotide messenger RNA. RefSeq lists its product as hypothetical. The transcript has 5 exons. NCBI's taxonomy places the organism in Eukaryota, Fungi, Ascomycota, Sordariomycetes, Hypocreales, Hypocreaceae. The record is from RefSeq and is a predicted model, not a curated record. Gene Ontology annotation, cellular component: membrane. Gene Ontology annotation, molecular function: transmembrane transporter activity. The coding region runs from base 121 to 1686 and encodes 521 amino acids. Gene Ontology annotation, biological process: transmembrane transport.
AACAAUUCCCACCUCCCUCUGUACUUUAAUUCGACAUACUCCAGCUAAAUCUUUUGUUUGGCAAAUCGCGAGCGCUCUUUCAAGCAACCAAGUCGUGAAACAACAAUUUGCCGCUCAAACAUGGGCCAACCAUCUUUUGCGGCGUCAAACGCCAUCAUCUACGUGACUUAUGGCUUCUUCCUCGUCUUGGGCACGGGCAUUGCCUGGAGAAUGAGAAAGCAACCCAAUACGGAGUUUCUCUCCGGCAACAGGACACAGACUGCUUGGCCUCUGGCCUUCAACUUCAUCGCCUCUGCCUUGGGAUCCGGUAUCCUGUUCUCGUACCCGGAACUCGCAACUAUUGCCGGUGUUCAGGGUGUCGUAGUUUACGCAUUGGCGUCGGCGCUGCCCUUGCUCAUUUUCGCUCUUCUUGGCCCCAUGAUCCGUCGCAAGUGUCCUGAUGGAUUCGUUUUGACGGAGUGGACGCGUAACCGUUAUGGCACGGUUGCUAUGCUGUAUCUGAGCUUCAUGACGCUUGUUACCUUGUUCCUUUACAUGGUUGCAGAGCUGUCCGCUGUUGGACAAGUGGUCAACGCUCUUACCGGUCUUGAUGGACUUCCGGUCAUUAUUGUGGAAUGCGUGGUCACAACCAUUUACACAUCUCUGGGUGGAUUCAGAAUCUCGUUUCUCACAGACGUCAUCCAAGGAGCCAUGGUGGUUGGGCUCAUCAUCAUCGCAACCAUCACCAUUGGCGUCAAGGCCGAGAUUGACCGCGAUCUCAUCGACUCCUCGGGCCUCACCAAGGCCAGUCUUGUGGGAUGGCAGCUGGUGUACAUUCUCCCCGUUGCCGUGCUGACCAACGACUUCUUCCUCUCCAACUUUUGGCUGCGUACCUUUUCAUCCAAGACGGACAAGGACUUGUGGGUCGGCAUUUCUGUUGCGACGGUGGCAGUCUUGUGUAUCCUCACCUUGGUUGGUGCCACCGGUCUUAUUGCUGCAUGGACGGGUGCUUGGCCUGGAGAUGACGACAUUGAUGGAUCUCUUGCCUUCUUUGCUUUGCUGGAGCAGCUGCCGAGCUGGGUCGUGGGCAUUGUGCUGGUCAUGGUUGUCAGUCUAAGUGUCUCUGCGUUUGACUCUCUGCAGUCGGCCAUGAUCUCCUCGGCGUCCAACGACUUGUUCCGCAACAAGCUGAACAUCUGGAUCAUCCGAGUGCUUGUGGUGCUUGUCAUCAUCCCCACUGUGGUGAUUGCGCUCAAGGCUCCGUCCAUCUUGCAAAUCUUCCUCAUCAGCGAUCUCGCUUCAGCAGCUACGAUUCCUGUGCUCUGUAUUGGAUUGAUCGACUCAUUUUACUGGUGGCGCGGGUUUGAGGUCGUCGUGGGAGGACUGGGCGGCAUCCUGACUGUCUUCAUCUACGGCGCCAUCUACUACGGCGAUGCAAAGAGCGGCGGUGAGCUGAUCCUGCUCGAGCAGGGUCUCUAUGCGGGCGAUUGGGGUGCUUUUGGAGCCUUCGUGGCUGCCCCUGUGGGAGGCAUCAUCUGGGGCUUCAUUGCUUUGGCGCUGAGGCUGGCGGUCCAAUUCGCUCUGGCCAAGAGUCGAGGCGAGCGUUUCGAUGCUCUUGAUCGCCCAGUGGCUACGAGUGAGGAGGAGGAGGAUGACACCCAGCUUGUGACUGAGAUUUCGACCAGUGUUGCCGGCAAGUUCUUUUGAGCCGUUGGCUAGAGACGGGUGAAGUCAUGAUGUUGGGAGCUGAUAGUAUUCCUCUUUUCUUGGAUACGACUAAGAAGAAGAAUAUGAUGAUGUGGUUAGUGGCAGUAUUGGAUAAGAAAGUUGGAUGGUGGUGGUGGUUGCAGUGGUGUUGCAGUAGUGGUAGUGGUGGUAGUAGUACUCACAGAGCACUCUGGUGGCCACGACAGUAACAUCGUGGUUGUAGGAGGUAAUGGUAAUCAUAUACUCAAAGUGGUCAUAAUGGAGAUUGUACCUGCGC